GCUUCGAAGAAGAGACGGUUUUAUAGAGCGCGUGCUGGGAUAGAGACGCGCGGACGCGCAAUAUUACGCGACUCGGAUAUUUCCAAACUGUUUUGCGGGUUUUCUAAACAUUUCUAUUGCUUGUUUUCCGCGUUGGAACGUGUUUUGUGGGUUUUAUCAUUGUUUGGAUUAACUGUUAUAGUGGUAAAUUCAAAGACGUAAACAACGUUGGAGGGAGACUGAACGAAAUCUUGAACUUUUUCUGUGACACGAUGUAGAUUUCGAUAAUCCAUGGCAUCCAAAAGAAGAUAUUUACGUUCAAUGAAAAAGGGGACCAGUUAAGAAAAAGCGAAAAUAUGAAGGCUUUCCUCAUCGUUCUUUUUUUGAUUUCGUGCCUGCGAUCAUCAUGCUCCUCUUUUAUCAGCAACUUAACGAUGCCGGAGAUGGCACUCGAUUUUUCAUCGAUAAGUAGCCAUGAAUCAGAAUCGGAACUCUCCUUCCAACUGCAGGAAAUUGACGAGCGGUCAAGCGGAUGGUCUUCGUGGUCAACUUGUUCCAGAUCAUGUGAUGGUGGUGUUUCGCGCCAAUUGAGAGCUUGUAAAAAUGGGAUAUGCAGAGGCAACCACGUGCGGUACAAAAUAUGCAAUAUGCAGCCCUGCCCAGACACGUUGCAAGACUUUAGGGAUGAGCAAUGUGCAGCAUUCGAUAAAGUUCCUUAUGAGGGAGCCCUGUAUCGGUGGCAGCCCUUUUACAAUGAUGACGAUCCAUGCGCCCUUACAUGCAAAGGCAGACCGCAAGAAGGUCAUGUGGAAGAUCUUUUGAUAGUUGCUACGCUUAAGAAGAAAGUCCACGAUGGUACUCGAUGCAGGCCUGGGAGCUUGGAUAUGUGUAUUGCUGGAUUUUGUCAGCAAGUAGGAUGCGAUCUAAAGCUGGGAUCAGAAAAGCAAGUGGACCAAUGUGGUAUUUGUGGAGGGGACGGAUCAUCUUGCGCUAAGCCCCUUUACCAUUGGACACUUACGUAUACCUCUCUUUGUUCGACUACAUGUGGAGGAGGUUAUAAAAUGUCGCGACCGGUGUGCCAGAACAGGGUUACCGGUGAUCAAGUUGAAGAAGAAUUGUGUGACGACUCGCAGAAACCAGAUCCAUCAGUUGUGGAGUGCCAUGUUCAUAAUUGUCCCCCAAAAUGGUUCAUCGGAGAGUGGGGAUCAUGUUCGCUGAGUUGUGGAGGCGGAACCCGAGUUCGACAAGUGCAUUGUAUAGAAGAAAGCAACAAUACUAAGUUAUUGGUUGACGAAUCGAAAUGCGGCGCACAUAAACCUUGGGUCGAAGAGGUUUGCAAUCAAAUCGAUUGCCCUGUAUGGUUUACGACAAAGUGGUCGGGGUGUUCAGUUUCUUGUGGAGAAGGAGUGCAAACUCGAGUGGUGGAAUGCAGAAACACUAGGGAUCAGCCUAGUAAUUUGUGUGAUGCAGCAACUAAACCAGAAACAACUCAAGUAUGUUCAACUGGAAUGAAUUGUCCGUUUAGAUUGGAAACUAGCGAAGAACUGCUACCUGGUUUGUACCAAACUCAAUCCUUAGAACAUUCCUAUCCUGCACCACCAAUGCCUGAAAAAUUAGUAGGAGAACAAGAAGUUCCUUCCGAAAGCACAUUCAUACCAGAAGAAUGGGGACCAUGUAGCGUAACCUGUGGCGAAGGUGUUCGCAGAAGAGAAGUUUUCUGCAAAAUAUUUCUAGAAUUUUCACGCACAAUUGCAAAACUGCCAGACAAGCAGUGUUCGGGAAUAAAACCAUUUGAAUUUGAAAAAUGCUACAGGGAGCCCUGUACUGAAGAGAGGAUUGGAGUGGAUAUCAAAGACGAUCCCACAAAUAUCAAGGAUGUUUCGCAAAUCAUCCUGCCAUUACAGGUUGGCAUAGGAAGCCCUGCAAAAUCGUAUUCCUGGAAAGAGCUGGGAUUUACGCCUUGUAGCGCAUCUUGCUUAGGUGGUGUACAAGAACUAAUCGUGCAUUGUGUGCGCGAUGACAACCAGAAAGUUACAUCUCCGUAUAUGUGUCCUAUCGAACUCAAACCAGAAGCAAUAGUAAGAGCGUGCAACGAACACUCUUGUCCACCUCGAUGGUCGCAUGGGGAAUUUACCGAAUGCAGCCACAGCUGUGGAUUGGGCAUCCAAACAAGAGAAGUGACUUGCAUUCAUGAAUUAACUCAGGGUGGUAGCAACACAGUGGUGGUGCCAAAUUCUCGAUGUCCACCCCCAUCUCCACCUGAUAGGCAAUAUUGUAACGUCUUGGAUUGUCCCAUCAGAUGGAGGGUUUAUCAAUGGUCGAAAUGUUCGAAAUCCUGUGGCGGAGGAGAAAAAACGCGACAAGUCGAAUGCAAGCAAAUAAUGGCCCAAAAUCACACUGUAGACCGGCCUGCAACAAUGUGUCCAUCUCCGAAACCUUUGGACAAAAAACCGUGCAAUACGAAGAGUUGUGUUAUCGAAAGCGACAAACCGCAGAUCAGCAUUGCUAACAGCACCUUCAUCCAGCACGACCCGAAAAAAAAUAGAGUCACCGUUAAAGUCGGAGGAGCAGCCACUCUUUUCACUGGCACCACCGUUAAAGUUAAGUGUCCGGUGAAGAGAUUCGACCGAUCCAAAAUUCAAUGGCAAAAGGACAAUGCAUUUCUUCCGCAGAAUAAGAAGUUUAAGAGCUCGAAGAAAGGAGCUUUAAGAGUUCAGAAUUUGUCGAUGCGUGAUACUGGAUUGUACACGUGCGUUGCUGGAAAAUCAUCAGCAAGUAUAAUGAUUUCGGUUAGGUCAAAGCCAGGCGAAUUUCCCACAUCCGAGGAGAUACAGCGACAGUCCAAAAUGGACAUUGUUGCGGGAAUAAAACCUCCUAAAGCUGAAGGCAUCGGCAAUUUCUACCCUGAUGAUCAAUCGCAUGAACAAAGGCCGGACGGAACGAAAAACCAUUAUAAAUUCUUUACGCCUACUUCAUCUUCGUCGAGUUUGACCCUAGAUGGAUACAUAUUGGAUUCUCAAACAACAGAGGAUUCUGGAAACAAGCGCCAGGAUAAAAUAUCAAAUCUACCUUCGAGCUCUUCAGAGUUGCUGAAUACCUCGAAUUAUGGAGAUUCCAGGAGUUCUGCAAGUCGUGUUAUGCCGAACUUUCUGUCGUUAAUCUCCAAAAUACAGGAACUGUGGCCUUUCCAGAGUUUAAAGUUCGAUUCACAAGCCUCCAGAGGCCACAGAAUGGUCACAUUUCCUAUCAGCUCCGAACAAAUCCCGGCCACCGAGCAACCAAUAUCUACCACGAUAUCGGAUGAAAUUAACGAAGUAGUUCUGGGUCGAGGUACCAAAGAAAACCUUGUUUUCGAAUGGAAGCUCAGCGAGUGGACUGAUUGCUCCGAAACGUGCGGAGGAAGUGGAAUUCAAGUUAGAACAGCAAGAUGUACGAUAAAAUUGCAUGAUAAAAUUCAAAGCGCUGAUAAUAAUUUGUGUGAAGAUGCUGGAAUUAAAAUACCCAGUACGAUGCGCAAAUGUGGCUUCGACGAAUGUCCUCAAUGGAGCGCAUCUGACUGGAUUUCUUGUGAGAGAGCCAAAUGUUUCGCAUUCCACAAAGCUAUUCAAAGGCGAACAGUUUCGUGCCAAAUAGCGGGAAAUUUAACAGUCGAUUCUGACCAAUGUGUCUUUAAAGAAAAACCUACUCAGAGCCAGGAAUGUUACAACCCAAAGUGUGUUGGAAGGUGGAAAGUAGGAAGCUGGUCGCAGUGUAAUGCCAAAUGCGGAAAGCAAGGUGAAAAAUACCGUACUUUUCAUUGUGUUUGGUAUAGGACAAAAAAAUCGGCAGGUGAUGCUUGUAAAAAUGUUCCCAGGCCUCCAACUCGAAAAUCUUGUAAAGGACCUCCAUGUGAUAAUACCGCAGUUCAACCCUGCAAAGACCAGUCAAUGUUCUGCGCCAACGUUAAAUCACUAAAUAUGUGCAAGAUAGUCAGAUACAAACAACAGUGUUGUCAUACUUGUAGAGAAGAGGACUAAGACUUAGUGCUUAUUAACAAAUUAUUAGGACCUGCUUCCUAAGUAUUGUAUAUGUAGUUUUAAUAAGUGAUCCAGUCAUCCAGCGACAAUAAAGAGAAAACGUCGAUUUCAUCCUUAGUUCGUAUUUACUUGUGAUAUUUUUUAACGUUUGUAUAUUCAAUUUCUUGUUGCAGUCUCCUUUUUCUCUUUGAUGCAAAUGACUGGUCUGCGGUAAUGUUGACUAAUAAAAAAUGGAUCCUACAUGUUUUUAGCAAUAAGAUUUUGAUAUUUGUUAUCUAGUUAUUAAAUACAUUAGGUUGGUGUUG
This is a messenger RNA of Dendroctonus ponderosae (mountain pine beetle), 4300 nucleotides long. It is a transcript of the gene nolo, whose product is annotated as protein madd-4. The coding region runs from base 336 to 3995 and encodes 1219 amino acids. Gene Ontology annotation, cellular component: extracellular matrix. Gene Ontology annotation, molecular function: metalloendopeptidase activity. The record is from RefSeq and is a predicted model, not a curated record. Gene Ontology annotation, biological process: extracellular matrix organization. The transcript has 25 exons. NCBI's taxonomy places the organism in Eukaryota, Metazoa, Arthropoda, Insecta, Coleoptera, Curculionidae.